Photinus pyralis (common eastern firefly) is the source of this 2059-nucleotide messenger RNA. RefSeq lists its product as uncharacterized. Gene Ontology annotation, molecular function: microtubule binding. Gene Ontology annotation, biological process: mitotic spindle assembly. The coding region runs from base 83 to 1963 and encodes 626 amino acids. Gene Ontology annotation, cellular component: spindle microtubule; mitotic spindle; cytoplasmic microtubule. The transcript is spliced from 6 exons. The record is from RefSeq and is a predicted model, not a curated record. Lineage: Eukaryota; Metazoa; Arthropoda; Insecta; Coleoptera; Lampyridae.
UAUCAGAGGUCUGAUUAUUACCAAAAGCUGUCAAAAAUUGAACCGGAUUUGUGUAAAGGUGCAAAGCGUGGACACUGUCAUCAUGAACAAUUCAAAUCGUGAACCAUCUAAGGCAUUAGGUCAAGUCAUAUACAAAGAGCAAUAUUUGCACCAGAAAGAUAAAACUAAGGAUAUCGGGAUGAAGUCUGCCCUACAUUCCAACCUUUCAGCGAGUUCAUCUAGCACACUUUAUGGUCGUCAGCUGAGCAUUAACUACACAAACCAAAAAGAAUGUACGGGACAUAAUAGGCAAAGUUACUCUACUAAGCCUGAUUACGAAAUUAUAGGAUCGGAAGGGUACAGAGCGGGCAAUCUGUCACCAGACAGCUUACCCCAAUGCCCAAAUAACACCGGAAAUGUACAAAAUCAUAAUUACUUGAACUCAUACGCUGUGGGGUAUGAGUUAGAAGGACACGGACGUAUGACGGAUUUCUCAACAAAGCAUACGGGUACUGAAGUUAAUUGCAAACAUACACUGAAUCAAUACAUCAAUCACUGCAAUUACAUUAAUGAAAAACCUCGUGAAACAAAUGGAUGGCAUUACCCAAACGGUUCACUGAUAGAUGCAUUUCUAGCAAAGAAGAUGAACACGUGUCGUACGAGAUUUUUGCGUCAAACAUCUCCAUUACGUAACUUACAACACUGUCAGGACAACAGUUUGAAAAGUGAAUCAUAUUUGGAAUCUCGCAGUGGACCUCUUUCAUCUCGACAAGCGGAUGUGCAGCAAUUGUCCACAAGUGUUGCCAACAAUGGGCAGAACCACUCAGAAUGCUAUCGAAGUAACAGCCAACUGCUCGAAGAUGGCCAAGAGAACCAGGGUUGCAGUAAAACAAAUAGAACAACGGAAUGGGCAUCGCGUAACGAAAUACAGGGAACCUCCUUCAUGUUGCCAACGAUGUCGAGUGAACGGAAGAAUCAGCAGCACUUGAUCAAUUCUUUAAGUCAACUUAUCUCGCCAUCUCGACGAGCAGCGUCUGUAAGUCCUAACAGUCGUGCAUCGGAAAUGGAAUCAUUUAAAGAACCCGUUCCAUACUUUGAACAAGCUCAGAUGGCGACUGAAGAGAACAUAUCCGUUCACUACGAAGCGUCUCAAACCGAAGAACAAAAUACACCUCAUAGAAAACACUUGCCUCCCAAGAAAAGGAAUGAUGAGACGUUAAACGACCUACACAAAUUACGUCUAAAUUCUUCCCAGAACAAAAAUGGAGUAACGACUCCAAACGCGUCAUCUAAAGAACUGUUAAUUUUUCAAACAAUGCAGCGCGUUAAAAGCGAAGAAUGGGACGUGGCGCUAAAUGGCUUAGCGGAAAUCACAGAACUUUGCCAAGAUAUUAAACCUGAUGCUAUAUAUCCACACAUGACCAACAUAAAUCAAAAACUUCUAGAAUUGCUACGUAGCCCCAGAUCACAUGUCACAAGAACUGCAUGUCAAAUUGCUGGUCGGCUCUUUGAGUUAAUGAAGGAUACAAGGAGACCGGAGUUUGAUGAUAUUGUAGAAAUGCUCUUAACCAAAACUGCAGAUGCGAGUAAAUUCAUUCGAAAUGAUGCAAAUUUAUCUCUCGAUACCAUGGUUACUCAUAUUCCUAUUUAUCAUGCCGUAAAAUCGAUAUGUUUGAAAGGUCCACACCACAAAAAUCCUCUCGUAAGAAACGCAUCAAUUAGAUUAAUUAUUUGCGCAGUAGUUAUAGCAGAUCCUGAUGUAAUUCUGCACUCUCAAGCACACGAGCACACCAGAAAGCGAAUCAUCCAGUUUCUUCCUCAAUUUUUAUCAGACAGACACCUAGAGACCAGAAAAUACGGCGAGCGCUUAUAUAAAAUUUUUUCAAAAGAUCCUGAUUUCGAUACCCAUUUAAAGAAAUAUUUAGAACCGAAGGAAGUAAGUCGUCUAAACAGUAUAGUGAAAAAUGAGAGGAGGAAGAGAUGAUAUACGGCAAUUGAAAAUUUGAAGAUAGUUUUUUACUGAUUUGCUUAGCAUUCAGUAUACUCGUAUCUAGUUACUAAAAAUUUCGGUUUUGUUCUU